AUGUGGAUUCUUGAUCCAGCUGUCGUGAAGGCUAAAAUCUUGCUACAAACACUGUGGAAGCUCGACUACGACUGGGAUCACCCGCUACCGAAAGCAUUCGUCAAUGAAUGGGAAGAUUACCAACUUCACUUCAACCGUUUGAAAACUUUUCGCUUCCCUAGACACGUGCAGUCUCUGCGGCGUCCGGCCAUGGUACAAAUUCAUGGGUUUAGCGAUGCGUCGGAGCACGCAUAUGGAGCGUGUUUGUACCUUCGAUCUAUCACUCCUGACGGGUUUGUCACUAUUCGUCUCCUAGCAGCUAAGUCGCGAGUAGCUCCGUUGAACAACAAAUCUAUUGUACGCUUGGAACUCUGCGCAGCAUUGCUCAUAGCUCGAUUGCUCCUGUCCGUCUGUACCAGUAUCAACGUCACGGAAAAUAUUCACUUGUGGACCGAUUCAACGAUUGUACUUCAUUGGUUGUCUGCAAAUCCGUCCACGUGGCAAACCUUUGUGGCCAACCGGGUCGCAGAGAUCCAAGAACUUACAACCAACUGCACUUGGAACCACGUUCCAGGAGACCAAAACCCCGCGGAUAUGAUCUCACGUGGCGUGAAUGUUGACCAGCUACUAGACGAGUCGUUAUGGUGGAAUGGACCGGCAUGGCUCGGAACAUGCAGUGCGGCAUGGCCGCAACCUCCUGAAGAAUUCGGUCGAUGGAAGGAGAAAGAUUUGGAAACAAGAAAAUGCAUAGCACUUCCGAUAACACAUUCUGAAGUUGUCGACCUUAUCACUCGAUUCUCAUCGUUCACAAUUCUUCUGCGAAUCGGUACUCUGUGCAGACGUUUCGCUAACAAUUGUCGUAGGAUGGCAAACAACCGUCGGCAUGGUCCGAUAUCUGUUGAAGAGCUCAAUACAACACUGUAUGGAAUACUGCGAUUAGUACAAGCCGAAUACUUCGGAUCGGAGCUCAGUGCACUUCAAGGGGGAAGGCCAAUCCCACCUCGAUCUAAACUCCGAUACCUCUGUCCAGCUUUUCAAGACGGUCUAAUUCGCGUUGGUGGCCGGCUCGAGCACGCUGCCGUCGUCAAUGAUACCAGAAAACCUUUCGUACUCCCGAGAAAGCACCCCCUCACGUGGCUGAUCGCCACCUCGAUCCAUCGUCAACAGCUACACUGUGGUCCGCAGUUGUUGCUGUCCAUUAUUCGCCAACAGUUCUGGCCAUUAGGCGGCCGAGACCUUACACGCGAAGUAGUACACAAGUGCGUUAUCUGCGUGAAGACGCGUCCUCGAAAUCUCGUACAGCUAAUGGGGUCGCUGCCAGCGGUUCGCGUGACUCAAUCAUACACCUUUGAAAAUGUUGGCAUCGACUUCGCUGGACCGUUCUAUCUGCAGCGACCAAGUCCCCGCUCUUCACCUAAGAAAAGCUAUGUGGCCGUUUUUGUAUGCAUGGCCACAAAGGCAUCACAUCUCGAGCUUGUCUGCGAGCUCACGACAGCAGCAUUCAUUGCAAGCCUUCGACGCUUCAUAGCGAGGCGCGGUCGUCCACAACACAUCUAUUGUGAUAACACCACGAAUUUUGUGGAAGCAUGCCUGAAUUCACGGACCAUCACUCCACUGUCCAGUGACCCAAACGACUUGCAAGCCCUAACGCCUGGGCAUUUCCUAAUCGGGCGGGCCUUGAAUGACCUCCCAAAUCCCAACUACACUGUUAUUCCCGAAAAUCGACUUCGUCUUUGGGAACGUGUUCAACGCCACACUCAACAAUUCUGGAAAAGGUGGCACCAAGAGUAUCUCACAACCCUUCAGCAACGAUACAAGUGGUCGACUGUUAACCGCAAUCUAAUUGUCGGGGUAUGGUCAUGA
Armigeres subalbatus is the source of this 1842-nucleotide messenger RNA. RefSeq lists its product as uncharacterized. The coding region runs from base 1 to 1842 and encodes 613 amino acids. The transcript is spliced from 3 exons. Gene Ontology annotation, molecular function: nucleic acid binding. The record is from RefSeq and is a predicted model, not a curated record. NCBI's taxonomy places the organism in Eukaryota, Metazoa, Arthropoda, Insecta, Diptera, Culicidae.